AUGCCCCUCACCCAGAUGAAGAAGCUGAUAAUUGAUGAAGUAAAGCCAACGAGGAUGAAUGUUCAACUGGUCGAUCGCUCAACAAAACAAGCACAUGGUAUUGUGGAAGAUGUGUUCAUCAAGGUAAAUAAAUUUCUAAUUCCUGUUGAUUUUGUUAUUCUUGACAUUGAUGAAGAUGCCAGUGUACCUAUGAUUUUUGAGUGGCCAUUCUUAACAACCCCAAGAGCGCUAAUCGAUGUACCUAAGGGUGAAUUGAUAAUGCGCGUGGAUGGAGAGCAAGCAACAUUCACGGUACUUACAAAUGAAGCUCCAUUGCCUACAUCUCAACCUAAAGAUCAAGUUAACUACAUUGUAGAGAAAAAAGUUGAGGAAGGGAACAAGAAGGAAGUCCAUCAGCGGCAUGAAGAAAGCAAGCCAAAGGUUAAGAUGGAAAAGCCCAAGAAAGUUCUGGAGCAAAUGCCUCCGUAUGCAAAGUUCCUGAAGGAGACAUUAUCUAAGAAGCUUUCAGAGGAUGAACCUGUUACACUAACAGAGGAGUGCAAUGCAAUCAUACAGAAAAACUUGCCUCCAAAGUUGAAAGAUCCAAGGAGCUUCAGUAUUCCACGCGGUAAGACGACUAUAGAGAAAGUCUUAUGCGAUGUUGGUGCCAGCAUAAAUGUGAUGCCCCUCACCCUGAUGAACAAGCUAGGAAUUGAUGAAGUAAAGCUGUAA
This is a messenger RNA of Gastrolobium bilobum, 711 nucleotides long. RefSeq lists its product as uncharacterized. Lineage: Eukaryota; Viridiplantae; Streptophyta; Magnoliopsida; Fabales; Fabaceae. The coding region runs from base 1 to 711 and encodes 236 amino acids. The transcript is spliced from 2 exons. The record is from RefSeq and is a predicted model, not a curated record.